Andrographis paniculata is the source of this 1975-nucleotide messenger RNA. RefSeq lists its product as uncharacterized. The transcript is spliced from 6 exons. Lineage: Eukaryota; Viridiplantae; Streptophyta; Magnoliopsida; Lamiales; Acanthaceae. The coding region runs from base 879 to 1622 and encodes 247 amino acids. The record is from RefSeq and is a predicted model, not a curated record. Gene Ontology annotation, molecular function: DNA binding.
UUCCCUCCCCCAAUUAUUAAGAACCCUAAUUUCAAAAUUCCCCCAAAUUGCCAGGUCGAAAGUGAUAGAAAUCUCAAUCGUCAUUACAUAAACUGAGAUCGCGAAGCAGCAAUGCAGAUCCAGGUGAAGUGCAGCUGUUCAGUAUGGGCAAUUGUGGAGCUCCAUGGAAUGAUCGAAAGCCAACCCUCCGUACAGAACCGCCUCCAGAUCGGCGUGCUCUGCCUGCCCGUCUUCUCAGGUUCUCCGCAAUUUUCAUUUUGUCCGUUAACGCUCCUCGGACAAAUUACACAUUGUUGGUCGAAAUCGAAGGCAGCCAUAGUUGUCUCGAAAUCCAAAAAAGAAAGAAAGAAAGGAAGAAAGAAAGAAAACCUAAUUUUGCUGCUCAUAUAUUUUCUUUAAUUUCGUGAAUCGACAAAGGGUCGAUGGUAUCUGGGCAGACAGGGUAAAUUAAAUUCACAGAGAUUGUGCAAAAUCCAGAGCAGACAGAAGAAGAAACGAAAUCAGGGAUUGGGAGAAUUCAAGAAAAUCGAAACCAUGACGCCCCUAUUUAAUGGAAUCCUGUCGGAACCGUUUCGGCGGCUCUCCCGGUGUGCUAGCUACACGUGGCCGUCGCCACUCUGCGUCUUUGUGCGAGCCCACCCUCCAUCGUUCACACCACCCUCGCCACUGCUUAGCCCUUUCAUUUCUCUCUUUAUAUAUAUGUUUUCUGGUGAAUACUUGCUUUACUCUUCAGUUUUCAAAUCGCGCAUUUCUCGAUUGGAGUGGAGAAUUGCGAAAUUGCUUGAUUCUAGUGGUUGCCCCUUGCUGUUGGUGUUGUUGGGUGAGUUUUCUUGGUUUGUGGAGUUGGGAUUUAGAGUUCAUCGGAGUGAAAUUUGGGAAUGGGCUGCGAACACCCUGAUUGGCUUCCCGCUGGUUGGAAAGUUAGAGUGAAGAUUCGAAGCUCUGGGAAGAAAGAUAAGUAUUACAUCAAUCCCGUCGAUGGCCUCAAAUUCAGUUCGAAGCCUGAGGUGCUUCGUUAUCUAGAAAGUUCUACAAAGGAUGAUAACCCCAACGUUCCGAAUAAGUCGUGUGUUGAGGGUGAAGGACAAAUGUCAAUCAGCGACAAUGUGGAUGAAAGUUUAUCGGGCGAUGAGAUGGGAAAGUCAGGUCUGAAACUUGCCACCGAUGUCAAAUACAAUGCGACAAAUGUGGCUAAAGGACAAACGUCAUUAAGCCAGAAAGCCGAUGAAAGUUUUUUGUGCGUCAAUUCGGGAGAGUCAGGAUCGAAAGCGACAUUUGUCAAAACGGGAGAGAGGAGAAGGAGUCUAAGAUUGGUGGCGAAUAAACUGAAAGACCGUGGCAUGGAAGACUCGUCGUUGUCCCAAACAGGAGGUAAUGCUCAGAACACCGUCACCACCACCACCACCGUGCCGAACACGUCGAAAAGAAAGUCGGAAAUCGAGUUGCCUCGGAGAACUUCGAAAAGACUCGCCGGCGUCAAAGUCGAAAUCGAAGCACAUCCUCUUAACCGUAAACCCGCCAAAGCUACUCAUAAAGCCGCAGCAUCGAAUGAGGGAAAAUCCGACGCGGAAAGGAACAACAACAACGACGAUGGUCCGAAAAGGCCCUUGAUUUUCCCCUAAGGAAGAAACGAAAAUGAACAGAAAAUGCCCGAGAUUGACACCACCGAAGUGAAAACCGACAGCGAUAAACAGGAUGGCAAGAACAGCGUCGAAAAUCUGCGGCCGGAUUCAUUGCUGCAACAAAUUUUGUCGGAACCGUGCAUCGAAUUUGCUUACAAGGUUCUGGCCGACAAAAUCUACGUCGAGGAGGUAUUGACGAGAACGGGAUAUUGUCCUAGCCUUGCGUCGCCUAAUCCAGCCUCGGCUUUGACGGCGAAGGUCUUGGACAAUCCAUUUUCAGACAAGACGCCGACUGUCGACAUUCCUACUGGUGCCAGGCCCCGAGGUUCUGCUCCGGCAGCCCCGCGGCGGGG